GGGAUAAAAGGCCCCGGGAGGCGCCGGGCGGCCGCGCUGAGCCGCAGCCGCGGGACUGGACGGGGCGCAGGGACCCAGGCAAGAGAAUGAGCCGGGCUGGCCCCGCACCCGGCCCGCGCCUCUUCUUCCCCGACGGAGACUCCGGCCGCUGCCCGCCGCCCGCCCGGGGCGCCCCCCUGGCCCGCCGGCCCAAGCCCCAAGCAGGUCGGUGUCCAGAGCAGAGAGCACCGGGGACGGGGCAGCCUGGGGCCGGGGGAGGCUCGCGGGGGCCGGGGCUGGGGGCUGAGCUCUGCCCGUCUCCCCUGCCCGCAGGGAGCCGCCCGAAGCCGGAGCGGGGCGCGGGGGGCUGCCCGGCGGGGCCCAGGAGGAGGAAGCGAACCACGUUCAGCCGGGGGCAGCUGUGCGAGCUGGAGCGGGUGUUCGCCGCGCUGCCCUACCCCGACAUCGGCACCCGCGAGCGCCUGGCCGAGCUCACCCACCUGCCCGAGGCCAAGAUCCAGGUCUGGUUCCAGAACCGCCGCGCCCGGAGGAUCAAGAGCAGGAAGCCGGAGCAGCCGAGCUGCCGGAGGGCUCUGGCCAGUAAAUCGCCCCCCUCCUGCCCCCCACCGCCCCAGGGACAAGGGGCCAGAAGCCAACAGGUGCCCGAGCUCCGCCUGCCCGGCAGCUCCCCGCAGCAGUGCCUGGGCCAAGCGCUGCCGGGCCUGGUCUCUGCCUUCCAGGGGCAGCUCCUGUGGGAGGACAGCUGCCAGCCCCCCUGCAGCCAGGCGGGAGCCCAGUGGCCUGUGGCUGACCCCGGCCAGGCGGGGCCGCAGGGAGCGGACCCCACGGCCGGUGAGGGGCUCUCCUAUUGGGAUGUGUUCCCUGCGCAGACAUCCCUCGGCUACAUCUCCGACCUCAUCUAUAACGCGGCCAUCAUCACCAACCUGGGCGAUCCCUAGGCCUGGCCCCGGCCAAGGCGGGGGCCGCAGUUGUUGCUGGGGGGCAGCCGUCAGGCCUGGCGCCUAGAGCUCCCCUGGAGCAGCUGGCCCCAGGCACUGCUGGGCUCUGUGCUGGGCAAGACAUCCGGACCUGCGGUGCCAGAUGGAAACAGCUGCCCAUGGACAUGGGGGCAAACCCAGCUAACGGGGCCAGGCUGCCAACUGGAAACAGCCCUUAGCUGUGUCAGCUCCCCUCCGCCAGGCUCCCAACCCCCACUCCAUCUAACCACUAGCCUGCAGGGCAGCUGGGCGCGGGGGGCUCUGGGCUGCCACAGGACACGGAGGACUAAGUGUCUGAGCCCCUGCAGUGGUACUUGGCUGAAUUCAUCUGGAGGGAGGCUCUGCUCGCAGGGCGUGCAGCGGGGUGACCUCUGCAUCUUGCCUUUCUUGGGUGCGCGCUGCAAAGCAAUUCCAUCCCAAUCAUAACUGUGGGGCCGCGCCCCCUCCCCAGCUUAGCGCUGUAAUUUUCAUUAGAGGGGAAGUAUUAUUGCAGUGACUCCUUAAGAUCUUUGCAAUACCAUCCAAUAUCCUAAAUGCAGGUCUGUGCCGCGGGCUGGCAGCGCGGGGCUGGAGCCCGGUCCUGCAUAUCACAAUCAGCAGUAAUACCAACUAAUCUCUCAAAAAAUACCUUAAUCUCAGGCUGUAUUUGCAAAUGAUUGUGGCCGGGCCCCGCCACGGACUUUAUCUACAUUACCUAAUCCCGGCGCUAUGUAACAUUUCCAGGUUACAAAAUAGAUUUGCACAUAUCAGAAAUAUUAAAGCGUGUUUUUAGAAGGAGCUUAGCAGCCAUCAGAACAUUAAUCAACAUUGUUAGCUCCUGGCCCACUGCCCACUGCUAGCCCCUCCCUGG
Messenger RNA from Malaclemys terrapin pileata, 1827 nucleotides. RefSeq names its product SEBOX homeobox (gene SEBOX). Bases 87 to 938 code for a protein of 283 amino acids. The transcript has 2 exons. Gene Ontology annotation, molecular function: DNA binding. NCBI's taxonomy places the organism in Eukaryota, Metazoa, Chordata, Testudines, Emydidae. The record is from RefSeq and is a predicted model, not a curated record.